Messenger RNA from Capra hircus (goat), 7778 nucleotides. RefSeq names its product glutamate metabotropic receptor 5 (gene GRM5). The transcript has 10 exons. NCBI's taxonomy places the organism in Eukaryota, Metazoa, Chordata, Mammalia, Artiodactyla, Bovidae. Gene Ontology annotation, molecular function: G protein-coupled receptor activity involved in regulation of postsynaptic membrane potential; adenylate cyclase inhibiting G protein-coupled glutamate receptor activity. Gene Ontology annotation, cellular component: postsynaptic density membrane. Gene Ontology annotation, biological process: trans-synaptic signaling by endocannabinoid, modulating synaptic transmission; regulation of synaptic transmission, glutamatergic; G protein-coupled glutamate receptor signaling pathway. The coding region runs from base 369 to 3929 and encodes 1186 amino acids. The record is from RefSeq and is a predicted model, not a curated record.
UCUGCUGUUCUGCGCGCACUGAGCGCAGGAGAUGAGCUUAAGAUCAUCUUGGGGCGGGGGGAGCCCGGGACCGGAGAGGCCGACUAUGCCCCGCUGAUCCGCGCGGCCCAACUUUCUGGGGGGCUGGCUAGACCGCGACUCCCUGCCUGCUGCGCCGCCAACAGGGGGUGUUGAAGAUCAUGGUCACAUGGAUGCGUCUAACCACGUGGUCCCUGGAGACAUGACGGUCCUUUAGCGAGCGCAUCUAAAGUACUGGCUGACUUUUUGGGUUGCCACUCACCAUCGGAUAUCGUUGCAUUCCAUCUGUGAGAACCCUCCUAAAUUUUCCCCACCAUGCUGUCUUUAUUAGCUUGAACUCCUUCCCUAAAAUGGUCCUUCUGUUGAUCCUGUCAGUCCUGCUUUUGAAAGAAAAUGUCCGUGGGAGCGCACAGUCCAGCGAGCGGAGGGUGGUGGCGCACAUGCCGGGCGACAUCAUCAUCGGGGCUCUGUUUUCGGUCCACCACCAGCCCACGGUGGACAAGGUUCACGAGCGCAAGUGCGGGGCGGUGCGGGAGCAGUAUGGCAUCCAGCGGGUGGAGGCCAUGCUGCACACCCUGGAGAGGAUCAACUCGGACCCCACGCUCCUGCCCAACAUCACACUGGGCUGCGAGAUCCGGGACUCCUGCUGGCACUCGGCCGUGGCCCUGGAGCAGAGCAUCGAGUUCAUAAGGGACUCGCUCAUUUCUUCGGAGGAAGAGGAAGGCCUGGUGCGCUGCGUGGAUGGCUCUUCAUCGUCCUUCCGCUCCAAGAAGCCCAUCGUGGGGGUCAUCGGGCCUGGCUCCAGUUCGGUGGCCAUUCAGGUCCAGAACCUGCUCCAGCUUUUCAACAUACCUCAAAUCGCCUACUCGGCCACAAGCAUGGAUCUGAGCGACAAAACUCUGUUCAAGUACUUCAUGAGGGUCGUGCCUUCUGAUGCCCAGCAGGCCCGCGCCAUGGUGGACAUCGUGAAGAGGUACAAUUGGACCUACGUGUCGGCGGUGCACACAGAAGGCAACUAUGGAGAAAGUGGGAUGGAAGCUUUCAAAGAUAUGUCAGCCAAGGAAGGGAUCUGCAUCGCUCAUUCUUACAAAAUCUAUAGCAAUGCGGGGGAGCAGAGCUUCGAUAAACUGCUCAAGAAGCUCACGAGUCACUUGCCCAAGGCGCGGGUGGUAGCCUGCUUCUGCGAGGGCAUGACGGUGAGAGGGCUGCUGAUGGCUAUGCGGCGCCUGGGGCUGGCCGGAGAGUUCCUGCUUCUGGGCAGUGACGGCUGGGCGGACAGGUAUGAUGUGACAGAUGGCUAUCAGCGAGAAGCCGUUGGUGGAAUCACAAUCAAGCUCCAGUCUCCCGACGUCAAGUGGUUUGAUGAUUAUUAUCUGAAGCUCCGGCCAGAAACAAACCUCCGAAACCCUUGGUUUCAAGAAUUCUGGCAGCAUCGCUUUCAGUGCCGGCUGGAAGGGUUUGCACAGGAGAACAGCAAAUACAACAAGACUUGCAAUAGUUCUCUGACUCUGAGAACACAUCAUGUGCAAGACUCCAAAAUGGGAUUUGUGAUCAACGCAAUCUAUUCCAUGGCCUAUGGGCUCCACAACAUGCAGAUGUCCCUCUGUCCAGGCUAUGCGGGCCUCUGUGACGCCAUGAAGCCAAUUGAUGGACGGAAACUUUUGGACUCUCUGAUGAAAACCAAUUUUACUGGGGUUUCUGGAGACAUGAUCCUAUUUGAUGAGAACGGAGACUCUCCAGGAAGGUAUGAAAUAAUGAACUUCAAAGAAAUGGGAAAAGAUUAUUUUGAUUAUAUCAAUGUUGGAAGCUGGGACAAUGGAGAAUUAAAAAUGGAUGAUGAUGAAGUAUGGGCCAAGAAGAGCCACAUCAUCAGGUCUGUGUGCAGUGAACCAUGUGAAAAAGGCCAGAUAAAGGUGAUCCGGAAGGGAGAGGUGAGCUGCUGCUGGACCUGCACACCUUGUAAGGAGAAUGAGUACGUCUUUGAUGAGUACACCUGCAAAGCAUGCCAGCUGGGGUCCUGGCCCACUGAUGACCUCACAGGUUGUGACUUGAUCCCAGUGCAGUAUCUCCGCUGGGGUGACCCCGAGCCCAUCGCAGCCGUGGUGUUUGCCUGCCUUGGCCUGCUGGCCACCCUGUUUGUCACCGCGAUCUUCAUCAUCUACCGAGAUACGCCAGUAGUCAAGUCCUCCAGCAGGGAACUCUGCUACAUUAUCCUUGCUGGCAUCUGCCUGGGCUACUUGUGUACCUUUUGCCUCAUUGCGAAGCCCAAACAGAUUUACUGCUACCUGCAAAGAAUAGGCAUUGGUCUCUCCCCAGCCAUGAGCUACUCGGCUCUGGUCACCAAGACCAAUCGCAUUGCCCGGAUCCUGGCUGGGAGCAAGAAGAAGAUCUGUACCAAAAAGCCCCGAUUCAUGAGUGCCUGUGCGCAGCUGGUGAUCGCGUUCAUCCUCAUAUGCAUUCAGCUGGGCAUCAUCGUCGCCCUGUUUAUCAUGGAGCCUCCGGAUAUAAUGCAUGACUACCCGAGCAUUCGAGAGGUCUACCUGAUCUGCAACACGACCAACCUGGGGGUCGUCACCCCUCUGGGAUACAACGGACUGCUGAUCCUGAGCUGCACCUUCUACGCCUUCAAGACCAGAAACGUUCCGGCGAACUUUAACGAGGCCAAGUACAUCGCCUUCACGAUGUACACCACCUGCAUCAUUUGGCUGGCCUUUGUGCCCAUCUACUUCGGCAGCAACUACAAGAUCAUCACCAUGUGCUUCUCCGUCAGCCUCAGCGCCACGGUGGCGCUCGGCUGCAUGUUCGUGCCCAAGGUGUACAUCAUCCUGGCCAAACCCGAGAGGAACGUGCGCAGCGCCUUCACCACAUCCACCGUGGUGCGCAUGCACGUGGGCGACGGCAAGUCCUCCUCGGCCGCCAGCAGGUCCAGCAGCCUGGUCAACCUGUGGAAGAGGAGGGGCUCCUCUGGGGAAACCCUAAGGUACAAAGACAGGAGACUGGCCCAGCACAAGUCGGAAAUAGAGUGUUUCACCCCCAAAGGGAGUAUGGGGAAUGGUGGGAGAGCAACCAUGAGCAGCUCCAAUGGCAAGUCGGUGACUUGGGCGCAGAACGAGAAGAGCAGCCGCGGGCAGCACCUGUGGCAGAGGCUGUCGGUGCACAUCAACAAGAAGGAGAACCCCAACCAGACGGCCGUCAUCAAGCCCUUCCCCAAGAGCACGGAGGGCCGCGGCGCGGGGGGCGCGGGCGGCGGCGGGCCCGAGCCCCCGGACGCCGGCCCCAAGGCGCGCCCCGCCGCGGCCGAGGCCGAGGAGCGCCGCGCGGUGCCGCGCGCGCCGUCGCCCAUCAGCACGCUGAGCCGACAAGCGGGCGGCCUCCCCGACGACGAGGACGCGCGCUCGCUGCGCUCGGAGCCCGCCGCGCGCAGCAGCUCGUCGCAGGGCUCGCUGCUGGAGCAGAUCAGCAGCGUGGUGACCCGCUUUACGGCCAACAUCAGCGAGCUCAACUCCAUGAUGCUGGCCUCCCCGGGGACGCCCGGCGCGGGCGCGGCGCUCUGCUCGGCCUACCUGAUCCCCACGGAGAUGCAGCUGCCCGCCGCCGUGAUGACCACGUUCGCCGAGAUCCAGCCGCCGCCCGCCGCCGAGGGCCCGGGCGGCGCGGCCUCGCCGGCGGAGGGCGCCGCCCGGGAGCCUUCCCCCUCGGCGGCGGCGGCCGGGCCCGAGGCUGCGGGCGGCAAGGCGGACCUGGAGGAGCUGGUGGCGCUCACGCCGCCGUCCCCCUUCAGGGACUCGGUGGACUCGGGGAGCACCACCCCCAACUCGCCGGUGUCCGAGUCAGCCCUGUGUAUCCCAUCGUCUCCCAAGUACGACACGCUUAUCAUCAGAGAUUACACCCAGAGCUCCUCGUCCUUGUGAAUGUCCUUGGGAACCACGCCGGGGUCCCCCCCGCCCCAAGAAGCCGAGACCCUCCGGUGUCCCCACAGACAGCAAGGACAGGCCUGGGCGCCUGCUUCAGACCCCGAGGUGGAAGACAUCGCGUACACCCGCAGUGGAAACGAGAUCAACAGUGCUAUCUACCAUCCACCGACGAAGACACCAACCACAAACCUUUCGGCAGAUUUUCUUCUAGUGGCCUUAGAAAACAUGGGCUUUAAGAAACACCGCUUCUACUUUUGAGGGCUCACGAGGAGUUUGUUGAACCAGUUACAUCCCAAGUGCUUUGCUCUAGGGAAGCAAGGAGUGUGAAACAGCAAAACGGAGGGUUGAAAGGCAUACUCAAUAAGCAACUGUAAAAAAAAAAAUUUUUUUUUGUUUACUUUAAUUCUUUUCCCAGAAGAUUCUUUGAUUCACCAAACAUGAAUGUACAUUUUCUAACAAACUCAAAAUCUGGGACCAAAACAUCAACCUUUCUUUCUCUUCCUUUUUUUUUUUUCCCCUUUUUUCCUUUAAAGACCUUGGAAAGCAGACAUGGGCCCAGUAUUUGCUGAGGCGUUGAUAUGAGUGUGUCCCAUGGGCAACACGCAACUGUGUGAUGAGGGCCGUGCUGAUGUAUGUAGGGCUUUUACCAGACACUUUCCAAUUUGGUUGUGACCUCCUCUUCCAAAAGCCUGCAUCCUGGAUUCCACCUAGUUAUUUCAGUUCACCUCCAUUAACCAAGAAAACCAGUGGAAGAUUUCUUGACUAUUUCACCAUGUUGCCAAUCAAUACUGGAGUAGCAAAAAAUAUUUUCUGGAAUACUGUUUUGUAAUUCCCUCACUGGGGUGCCGUUGUGUAGCUGGAAAUUCUCUUUCUAAUAAUAAUAAUUCUUGAGCUCCAGCUUGGCUAUCUCUUUCAUGAAAUGUGGCCACUCAUUAUGAAUGCAUUGCCAGCUAAAAUAUUUAAAAUAUGCAUUUGGGCUUCUUCAUUCCUUUCUUUUGAGAACCUGAUGCACAAAGAGCUCCUCUGUUCUUUUCAAGUCCCACCACUGGAAGAAUGGUCUGUAGACCCAAUGAAGACACUGUCGUGAUUGGAGGGACUGUUCAAAAAAUUAACACGAUCUUAAUACACUGGAGACUUUAAACUGUCAAGUCGGCUUAGCAUAGAUUUAGCUAUGCCAGUGAGCAGUGAUUUUAACUUUUCUUGGCUGCUUAAACAGGGCAGCUAUGAACUAUGACACAUGUAGAUUUUUCAAAGCAAUACAGAAAACUAAAACAGAGGAACCUUAACAGAUACAAACCACACAAUCUUUCUUAGCCAUUCCAAAAAGAGGCAAAGCAAUUAUUAAUAUUUUCCUUUUUAAAAUAAUUAUGAAUAUAAUUUUGUGCACUUCAUACUGUCACUUUUUAAAAACUGCAGAAAAGAGAUUUAGAGUUAUAAUAGACAUAUCUGUGCUUUGAUAGGCUCCUAUAGAUAGAAUUCAGCUCAAGACCUGCAUCCACUGUCAUCUCUUUCUUCCUCCCAUUACAGCUAUCCUCAGGUGCCAAAUGUUUUUGAUUUUUAAAUAAGGAUAGUAAUAAAAGGAGGAGGUAUCCUAUAAAUUUAAAGUCCAGUUGACCCAGCCUUAUACUAAAGAUAGCCUUAUGAGAAAGAUUUGCUGUAAGGCAGAAGUAUAUUUUUAGCAGAGAGAAAAAUAAAUAAAAACCUUUUUCCUUUUGCUCAAUAUCCUUAUUUGGUAUUUUUUAUUUCACAUCUACUUAAAAGAAGGGAUUGAGAAAUGAAAAUAUAUCUAUUACCAUACUUUAUCAUUCUCUACUUUGAAACAUUAUAAUACACUGUUUUACCUUUCCUGAUAAUUAUUCUCAUAUUAAAUUAUAUUAAAUCUCCCAAUAUAAAACAUUGAAAGCUAACAUUAUUUUACUAAAAUAGUAAUUUUUUAAAAAUCAAACCUCCCGUACAAAUUUGAAAAUAGCAUCAUUGGAGCCCCUUGAUCCCAAAUAUUAUGAGACUCUUGAAACAGUCAAUCUAGCUAAGUUUUGUGGUUUCAUUGAAAGCAAAUGUCUGCCUCUACUUGAAAAACAAAUGUAAAUAUUUUGAAGUAAAUACUAAUAUCCCUGGAUUCUCAUCAAAAGGGUGGCAUUCACCUGGGGGUUCCUGUCUUGAUUUCUUAGGCAUGGAAACCUUCCUAAGUAUGCUCUGUCUAAGUUUUUUAAUUUGUUUCAAAGAACCGGUAUGUUGGUUUCCACUGUAUUCUCAAAUACAAGUUUCACUGUGUUGACCAACAGGAAAACAUUUUUAAAACUUUCUCCAUGAUCAAAUUCCUUUUCUAUUUUUUUAGUAACAUAUUUCCUUUAAAAGUAUACUACCACAUGAGAAAAUUCAUUAGAAAUUAAAAUUUAAUGUGAAUAAAUUGCCAUCAUAUAAUUCUAUAUGAAUUAAUAGUCAACAUAAAAAUAAUUUAUCUAAUUAGAGGAGAACAAGAGGUAUUUUUCUGUGUAUUUAUAUAACCCUUUGCCACUUCAUUCAGUACAUUGUAUAAUAUAUAAUAUUAUUGGUAAUGCAUUCUUGGGAUCUUUUCUUUUGGAAUGAUGCUAACUCUGUCUCUUUGCCAAUUCUAAUACCAGGUUCCAAGUUAAAUCUACAGUACGAAAGAGAACUGAAUAUUCAUUCUAGGGCUAGGAUAUGAACUUCACAAUUCAUUUGAAUACCUAUUUUCACUGAAUUUCCUAGAAAACAAUCUGUUCCUGGUGCCCAGUGAUAAUUCAGGUGGGACCAGCAUGACUCAAGGGAAGGGGAAAGUACAAUGAAAUGCUGAAUUUCAGAAAACCGACCCUAAAGGACACUUUGGUCCCAGGAUUAAAAAGAGAAGACCUGGUUCGAUCAAGUUGUACAGACUAUCUGAGCAGCCCACCCAUUCUCUAUUGUGGGAAGCGGUGGGGACCGCCUGAGAAGACCGUGUCUGCACCGCGAAGAAGCAGAACCACCUCUCUGGGUUAGGGGUUGGGGAACAGAAAGGGAGUGUGGAAAGGAGAACCAUGUGAGAUUUGACUGAAGCAAAGAGAAAAAAGCAGACCCCUGAAUGUGCUAAUCCUUGUUAGUAACAGUCUUUCCCAAGUUUCUGCUGUUACCAGCAUGUGAUCAGAAAGACUAGGAACUAUUUCUGACUGUCAAUGAAUUGUAUAAUUCUGUGCAAUUCUGUGACUUCCAAACCAGGAAUAAAACUCUUAAAAAAAAAAAAAAAUUCCUGUUCUAGUCUCCCAGCAAAAUGUACGUGUUUCGGAGACUUCAAAGGUUAUGACCUGAGUUCACAUUUAGCCACAGCUUAUUAAUAACCCUCAAGCUGUCAGAAUCUCUAUAGUUACCAUUUACAAUUUUAUACUGUGAAAAAUAUACAGAUCAGUGAAAACCGUAAAGAUAAGUUGGAAUUCACUUUAAAGAGGGCCUGAAGCCUAAGAGAUGCUCUACUAUCUGUUGAAGAAUGCGGCAUGUAUAAACUAGUUGGCUGAAUUUCACUGAUCUUCCCAAUGUGAACAAAUAUACUAUGUAUAUUGUGUGUAUUUCUAGAAUUCAAUGGCAGCUGCUGGUGGUGUUGUAAUUAGAAAUCUAUAUAGAAUAUAGAUGUUUUAGAGAGAUGGUGCCAAUCCUAAAAGAUUUGUGUGGGCUACAAGUGCUUGUACUUACUUUUUUCUGCACUUUAACUGAUUUGGUUUUAAGAUGGUGUGUGUGUAUGUGUUUGUUUUAUUUUUUUCUGUUGUUGCAGCUUGUGCUAUUAAAAUGAUAGAGAAUGUUAAAUUAUUUUGAUGUGAAUUGCAAAUGAUUUUUUCAUAAAGUUUAACAUUUCUAUCAGCA